AUGGAGGUCGAUGCAAGUUCGUUAGAGAAGAAAGAAUCAAAUGAAGUUGUCCUUAUGAUUUCAGGCGUUGAAUGUCAAAGCGGAGGUUCUUCACCAAAACCAAACACUGACCCAAUAGAGCUUGAAAAUCCUCCAUUAAGUUCACAAAUCUCCAAUUUGACAAGCCUCUCUGCUCACGAGCUCACUCAGUCGAUCCCGACUCCGAGUGAGCUUCUGAAUAUCCCUACCAAAAAGUCCACCUCAGGGUCUUCAUUCGUGAAGCUGAAAUCGAGAUUCAUGGAACCUCCGCAUCCUAGUGAUACAAGUGCUAGUGCAUCUAAGGACACCGUGCAACCGGUGCCGAGCAUGUCCCGAAUCGGUUCGGUUCCAUCACCAGCUGCAGAGGAGGAAGACGAUGAGGAUGUGUGCGAGACAGUGAAUCCCAAGUCCCAAGUGAUGUCGGGCAAAACGAAGGUUGUUUUGGCUCAGCAGGUCGCGUUUGUGUGCAUCACAGGGCUUCUGAUAACGAGUUUAACCAUUCGUAAUCUGCAAAAUACAGUUAUUUGGCAUGUGCCUUUGUGGGGAUGGUGUUUGCUGCUGUUGGCAAUCUUUUGUGGUAGUUUGGUGACUGACUGGUUGAUCACGUUAUUGGUUCUCUUGAUUGAGAAGAAAUAUCUGCUCAAAAAGAACGUUUUGUACUUUCUCUUUGCAUUGAAGGACAGUGCCGAGGUGUUCGCCUGGUUGUGUCUGGUCCUUUUAGCCUGGGUUUGGCUGAUAAAUUAUGGAGUGAAACGAUCAAGACACACGACCAAGAUUCUGAACUGGGUCACGAGGGCGCUUGCUUCUUGUAUCCUAGGAGCUGCCUUAUGGCUGAUCAAAACAUUUCUGAUAAAAUUGCUUGCUGCUUCUUUUCAAUGCAAGAGAUUCUUUGAUCGCAUUCAAGAUGACAUCUUUCAAUACUACGUGAUAAAGAAACUUUCCGGCCCGGCGGAUACAAAGAUAAGUCUCAAGGUGAACAUAGAGAAGCUAAUAAAGAUAAAGCCGGAUAAAGUUUCUGCUUGGACGACGAAAAAUCUUACCGAUUUCCUCAAUGAGGCAGAGCAACCAGAUAAGGAGAUCACCGAUGAAUAUAAAGCCAAGGAUGCUGCCAAAGCUAUAUUCAAGAACGUAGCCAAGCCACGGAGCAAGUUUAUCGAGGAGGAUGACCUUUUGCGCUUCAUGCCGAAGGAACAUAUCGAGAAAUUCUUUGCUUUCUUUUCCGAAGCGAAAGAAACUCGGAAAAUCAUGAAGUCGUUUUUCAAGAGCUGGCUGGUGAAUGUCUAUCGUGAACGGAAAUCACUCACUCACUCCUUGAAUGAUGCGAAAACAGCCAUUGAGGAGCUGAACAACCUUGCUUCAGCAGUUUUGCUUGUCGUGGUCAUCAUUCUGUGGUUGCUUCUGACAGGAUUAUUGACAACGCAAGUGCUCAUCUUUAUUUCGUCGCAGCUUUUGCUUUUCGUGUUCAUAUUUGGGGAUGCUGCCAAACAAUUGUUCGAAGCCAUAUUGUUUGUAUUUGUGAUGCAUCCGUUCGAUGUGAGUGACCGCUGCGUCGUCGAUGAAGUUGAGAUGGAGGUUGAGGAGAUGAAUAUCCUUACUACUGUCUUCCUGAAAAACAACGGUGAAAAGAUAUCUUACCCAAAUUCAGUUCUGUCCUCUAAACCCAUCAGCAAUUUCAACAGGAGCCCGAACAUGAGCGAAUCUGUGGAGUUCAUGGUCAAUUUCUCCACUUCAGUCGAGAGCCUUGAAGCUUUGAAAGAUAAAAUUAAAAAGUACUUGGAUAGCAAGCCGAAAGACUGGAAGCCAGGUCAUAGAGUUGUCAUUAAGGAGAUUGUAGACUCUGACCACUUGAAGAUGGCUCUCCACGUCACCCACACAACGAAUUUCCAAAAUGCCACGGAAAGGAACGACAGGAGAUCCGAUCUAGUGCUGGAGCUGAAGAAAAUCCUCGAAGAACUCCGUGUGCUUCCUCGGUAAGUUUGUCACAGUCAGACCGGGUCGGCGGCCACCGCUGUGCAUGGUUAUGACAACUCCAGGAGUAUGGCGUUCCUAGUAAUCUGCAAGUUUGUGAGAAUGGGACUUCAUUUCCGCCUUUUAUUUUCUGCAAUAUGUAAUCUGCAAGCGUGUGACUAUGUUCUUUGCUUGAUCAUAAAUCACAGUGCAUAAGAAUUACAAUGUACCUCUAUAUAUAGACUAGAACAAACUUUCAAAUAACAGUGAACUUGUAACAAAGUUCAUCAAUUGUUUUCACGGA
Syzygium oleosum is the source of this 2269-nucleotide messenger RNA. RefSeq names its product mechanosensitive ion channel protein 10-like. The transcript has 5 exons. Gene Ontology annotation, biological process: detection of mechanical stimulus; monoatomic anion transport; transmembrane transport. The record is from RefSeq and is a predicted model, not a curated record. Gene Ontology annotation, cellular component: plasma membrane. Gene Ontology annotation, molecular function: mechanosensitive monoatomic ion channel activity. Lineage: Eukaryota; Viridiplantae; Streptophyta; Magnoliopsida; Myrtales; Myrtaceae. The coding region runs from base 1 to 1992 and encodes 663 amino acids.